Molecule: messenger RNA, 939 nt
Organism: Oppiella nova
Lineage: Eukaryota; Metazoa; Arthropoda; Arachnida; Sarcoptiformes; Oppiidae
Source: the annotation of a GenBank genome assembly
AUGAAUUCAACGCAUGUCUCAUCCGAUGAAUUAUAUUUCAUUCAAUUCCUAUCAUCAAUACUACUCUUUAUAAUCAUAUUCACUACACUUAUAGGCAAUGGUUUGGUGAUUACCGCGGUUAUAACGACACCAAAAUUACAAAUACGUCCAAAUUAUCUCAUACUAUCGCUCAGUAUAACCGAUCUGUGCGUCGGUGUGUUUGUGAUGCCAUUAUACGCCUACUUCGGUGUCGUCCACAUCAGUGAUUGGAAAUAUGGGUCAGUUAUGUGUGACAUCUACUACACCAUAACCGUCUCCCUAAUGGACACUUCCGUACUUCAUCUCACAUUCAUAGCCAUCGAUCGGUACCUAUCGAUCGCAAGAAUACAAUAUUCGAGGAAUACAUCCAAAAGACAUGUGAUGGCAAUGAUUGCCUUUUCAUGGAUAACCCCAUUAUCAGCUACUACUUGGCCUCAAUACCGAAGGGAUAGCCAAUUAUUUUUGGAUAAUAUUAAUCAAAGUAUUUGUUUUCCAUUCACUAAUAAUAAAAUAAAUAGACUUAAUGUUCACGUAUCAUGUUUGAUCGUAUUAUGUAUAAUUGUAUCCAUGUAUUACGGAGUAUAUAAGAAAUCCAUUGAAUUCAAGACAAAACGCAAACGAUAUGAAAGACAUGAGUUUCAAAGACAUAAACCUGAGGACAAAAAUGACAAAAUAAUGCGCCGGGAGUUCAAAGUGGCAAAGACUGCGGCUGUGGUCACCAUUGUAUUUGCCAUAUGUGUCACACCAUUCAAUAUCAUAUACUUUGUCUCGGAUGCAAAAACCAUAAGUUAUAGACAUUUAGCCCACUGGCAAACUUCCCUUUGGAUUAUGUAUAUUAACUCAACACUCAAUCCUAUAAUAUAUGGCGCAUUAAAUCCUAAUUUUUGUGUCGUAUUCAAGCGUUUGUUAAAAAUCACGUAA